Paramecium pentaurelia is the source of this 1544-nucleotide messenger RNA. NCBI's taxonomy places the organism in Eukaryota, Ciliophora, Oligohymenophorea, Peniculida, Parameciidae. The record is from the annotation of a GenBank genome assembly.
AUGGUUCCUAAAUUAUCAUAACUUUUGGAAAAUAACAAAAUUCAUUAUAAAACAUUUUUAUAAUAUUAUAUGGACAAUUAAAUUUGGAGUUAUGCUGAUAAGCAAAGCAAUUCUUAAGAAAAUGAUGAAACCUCUGAAUAAAAAAGAUCUUUGAAAGGAUAUAAAUAAUAUAAUUAAAAUGUUUAGAACUAAUAAGCAUUUUUUAAUUCUUAAGAAGAAGAUCUGCCCUUAAGAGGGUAUAAACAAUAAUAGAAAAAUUAUUAAGUGAGUUAAAAUUCUUAAGAUUAAGAUCUGCCUCUAAGAAGGUAAAACUAAUAAAAUAAACUUUAUUACAAUUAUUAAGCACGUCUUAAUUCUUAAGAAGAAUAAUUGCUUGCGAGAAGGUAAGAACAAUAAUAUUAAGAUUAUUAAGAGUGUUUUAUUUAGAAAGAUGAAGACUUGCCCCUUAAAGGGUAUAAACAUACUUAAGGGCAUCUUAAUCAUUAAUAAGAAGACCUGCCACUAAAAGACUAUAAACAAUAUAAUAAAAAACCUUAGUCAAAUAAAACAUAGUAUAAUUACUAAGAAAAGAUGCCUAUUAAGUAGUCUAAUUCAGAGUAGAUUCGAAAUUAAAACUAAUAAUACUAUUAUUAUUAAGACAACUCUGGUUAAGGAUGUUAUUCUGAUAAAAAUUAAUAUUUCAGAUAAAAUCCUGAAGAGUAAAAUAGGGAACAAUAUAACCAUAGAGAUAAUCAAAGAAGUGAUUAUUAUAAUAGGUAGAAUAAUCAGGCAAAUUAAUAAGUUGAAAAGUAAAACAGUAGAAAAUAAAUGCCUUAAUAAUAUAAUAACAUUUGCUAUUAAUUCCAAACAUAAUUUUUAAGGGCUAAUAAUUAUUAUGAUAUAAAUGAAUUAAGGACAAAUUUUAAAUCAUUAAGAUAAUUAAAUAAAAAUCAUCAACCUUCUUAGAAUUCUCAUUUUGUUUUGAUAAGACCAAAAAAUGGAUUUUAAAAUAUACACAAAGCAAUUAAAUAUGGUAUUUGGUGUUCAACUUCUUCUGUUAAUCAAGAAUUAUCAUCAUUAUAUUAUGAGAAAGAUAAAUGUGUUUAUUUAAUAUUUUAUCCUUUAGGUUAAACAUCUUAACUUAUAGGAAUUGCAUAAAUGGUAAGUGAUUAUGAUCCAAGUUAAACUUAUAAAUACUGGGACAAUGAUGGGAUUUAUAAAGGUUCUUUUGAAUUGAUUUGGCAUUCAAUAAAAAAUGUCAAUCCAUAGUGUAUUCAAUAAAUAUAUUAUAAUGUUGGGAUAGGAGAUAUUAAAUUUUUCAAUAUUGAUUAAUUGAGAGAUGGAACUUAGAUUAGUUAUUAUGAUGCUUUAUAAAUAUUUGAAAUAUUUAAUUAGGCUCCUGUGAAACCUUCUGUUUUUGAUCACUUCGAUGUGUUAGACAUGCAAGAAGUAUAUAAUUUUUAUUAAAGUAAAAGGAUUAAAAGAGAAGCUAUAAAUUGAAAAAUUAGGAAAAAGAAGAAUUUUAAUUAAAAUAAAAAGGAUUAAAGAAAAAAUAUUAAUAUUGA